AUGAAGUACAAGACUUUUAUAGAGAUGACAACUAAAACCAAGUACUCACAUGUUUCCAAUUGGUUAUUCCACAGGGCAAAGGCCAAAGAAAAAAUAUUGCUUGAAGGUAGUGUCUCUGAACAGUAUGCUAUCUUGGAAGACUACUGCAAAAUAAUCUUGGCUACAAACCCAAGUAGCACUACCAUCAUCAAAUCAAAUAUGGUAGAAGGAAAAAUGACAUUUGAGAGGCUAUACAUCUACUUAAAAUCUUGUAAGGAAGGUUUUAGAUCUGGUUGUAGACCACUCAUUGGUCUUGAUGGGUGCUUCCUCAAAGGGUAUUGCAAAGGGUUGUUUUUGGCUGCAGUAGGAAUAGAUGCAACAAACUCAACGCAUCCUAUUGCCUAUGUAGUUUGUGAGAAAGAAAACACUAACACUUGGUCUUGGUUUUUAAAUAUUUUGAAGGAAGAUCUAGAUAUUUACAGGCCUUCUCAGUUUGCUAUGAUGAGCGAUAGGCAGAAAGGGUUGGAGAAUGUUAUUGCUUUUGUUUUUGAGGGUGCAGAGGGGAGAAAUUGUCUUAGGCACUUGCAUUCCAACUUCAAGAAAGACCACCCAUUUGAUGCCAGAGACAAGCCGAUAAUUACUUUGCUAGAAAAGAUUCGUUAUUGGCUAAUGAGUCAGUUUUUCAAUAAGAGGGAAAGUGUGAAUAAGUGGAUACAUCCUAUGGGGAAAAGAAUAUUGCAGGUUGUGGAGAAGAACGAUAAUAUUGCCAAGAUUUGUCUGACUACUAGGGCUGCAACUUAUCAAUUUCAAGUUGAUUUCCCAAACAAUGAGUCAUUUGAUGUUUAUUUGCAAAAAAGGACUUGCAGUUGCCGAAGAUUUCAACUCACUGGUAUCCCGUGUGGUCACGCACUGGCUGCCAUAUGGACAAGUGGUGCAGAGAUAAUGGACUAUAUCCAUGAAUGUUAUAAGAAAGAGAUAUUUUUGAUAGCUUGUGCAGGAAUCUUAUACCCUAUGCCAAGCCUAGAGCAGUGGCCAGAGACUAGUUUGAACCCUAUAUACCCACCUUUUGAAAUUAAUCUGCCAAGGAGACCAAAGAAGGCCAGAAGAAGAGAGUCUAAUGAACCACCCCCAAUGUAA
Molecule: messenger RNA, 1116 nt
Organism: Humulus lupulus (European hop)
Lineage: Eukaryota; Viridiplantae; Streptophyta; Magnoliopsida; Rosales; Cannabaceae
Exons: 2
Coding region: 1-1116 (371 amino acids)
Molecular function (GO): zinc ion binding
Source: RefSeq, a predicted model, not a curated record